CUUCUCUCUCCAGUUGGUGCAGAACAAUUCCCACCUUUGCAUUGUUCUCUGCAUCUGCCACUUCCCAUUUCAAAAUAUCUUCCUAUACAUCCCUUCUUCUCCAUAUUCUCACACACACAUUGAAACAUACCACAUAACUAUUAGUUUUCUUCAUCUCUCCAAAGGGUCAUUGUUCUCUGCACCUGUUCUCCUUACUCCUUUGUCGUCCUUCGCUUACAUAAAUUUCCACAAAAAUUUAGAUUCUCUGUUUUUCUAUCGAUUUUCUUGCCAUUUUCCCUAGAAAUCUAGAAGGGUCCUCAAGAUUUCUCUCCAAAAUGCCGUCAUUGGAAGAAGAAUUGUUUCCAUCAACACCAGGUAAGUUCAAAGAUCGAACCCACACAAUGAACAGACAAUUCCAACGUUGUUUCUCUUCGACGACCACAAUGUUCCUCUGGGCACUCUUCUUAAUCGCCUUAACGGCGUCGUAUCUGAGCUUCCAGUCUUUCGUUGAUUCCGGUAGCCGGUUCUUCUCCUCCUCCUGGGGUGGGAUCCAAUGGGAAAGACAAGUCCGUACAUCCGGCCAACCUCGCCGGCCGAACGGCUUUUCGGUUCUGGUCACCGGCGCCGCCGGCUUCGUUGGGACCCACGUCUCAUUGGCGUUGAAGAAGAGAGGAGACGGCGUCGUUGGGUUAGAUAAUUUCAACAACUAUUACGACCCAUUGUUAAAGAAAGACAGAAAAGCCCUUUUAAAUUCCCACAAUAUUUUCAUAGUGGAGGGUGAUGUUAACGAUGCGCGCAUGCUUGCAAAGCUCUUCGAUAUUGUAGCCUUUUCUCACGUUAUGCACUUGGCUGCGCAGGCUGGGGUGAGAUACGCCAUGGAGAACCCACAUUCUUAUGUUCACAGUAACAUUGCUGGGCUUGUGACGCUCUUGGAGGCCUGUAAGAGUGCAAGCCCACAGCCUGCUAUUGUUUGGGCCAGCUCAAGUUCUGUUUAUGGAUUAAACGAUAAGGUUCCAUUUUCCGAAUCGGAUCAGACGGACCGACCCGCUUCUCUCUAUGCAGCCACCAAAAAGGCCGGUGAAGAAAUCACCCACACUUACAAUCAUAUUUACGGGCUUUCAAUUACCGGGUUGAGGUUUUUUACCGUUUAUGGCCCUUGGGGCAGACCCGACAUGGCUUAUUUUUCAUUUACCCGGAAUAUUUUACAAGGGAAGCCCAUUACUAUUUACCGUGGUAAAAACAAGGUUGAUUUGGCUAGAGAUUUUACUUACAUUGAUGAUAUUGUGAAAGGGUGUAUCGGGUCACUGGAUACAUCGGGUAAGAGUACAGGGUCAGGUGGGAAGAAACGGGGCCCGGCAAUGUAUCGGAUCUUCAAUUUGGGUAACACGUCGCCCGUGACUGUGCCGAUGAUGGUGGGCAUUUUGGAGAAGCAUUUGAAGACGAAGGCUAAGAAGAAUUUUGUGGAAAUGCCGGGAAACGGCGACGUUCCGUUUACGAAUGCGAAUAUAAGCUUUGCCCGGAGGGAGCUCGGGUAUAAACCCACGACCCAGUUGGAAGCCGGGUUGAAGAAGUUUGUUAGGUGGUAUCUAUCAUAUUACGGCUACAAUCACGGCAAGCCUGUAUAAUAAUAUUCGAUUUCUUUUUCAAUUAUUUUGUGAUUACUUUUUUUUUCCCGGAAAAUGAGAAAAGGAGAAAAGAAAAAAUUCGUGUAAAGAAGAGUCAAUUGUAUUCUUUUCUUGGGGAUGAGGUGAAGGAAGAACUUUAUCCUCGGCCAGAGUUUUGUUGUUAAUUUUUAACAAAGUUUUUGGUACUAAUUUGUCC
This is a messenger RNA of Ilex paraguariensis (yerba mate), 1800 nucleotides long. The record is from the annotation of a GenBank genome assembly. Lineage: Eukaryota; Viridiplantae; Streptophyta; Magnoliopsida; Aquifoliales; Aquifoliaceae.